ACAAAUAAAUUUAUUUCAAGUAGCGCACGCCGUGCGAACAUCCGGGCAUCUCAUCAUAUUUCGUCGGAAGACAAAUUUGUCAUUGUUUCUUCGCUGUGGCAAUUUCUGAUGGCACACUACGUGUACCCAACAGCUAAUGCUGCCCAGUCUGCACCGACAUACCCAGCUGCUGUGCAGACAGCGUUUGUCGCAGCCACUCCUCAGGCUGCAGCAUAUGCAACUGCUCCAAGGGCUGGACAGGCUUAUGAUGCUUAUCAAACACAACAUACAACCCCACAAUAUGCAUAUGCCAGGACACAAGUUGCAGUUACACCUGCAGCCACAUAUGAACAGAAAAUGUAUUACCAGCCAGCACAGGCGGCAGCCACGUACACUACUGGAGAAACCCAGUACCAACAGCAGGCCGUGGUAGUAAAACCAUCCUACACAACUGGAACAACAUACACUGCUCAGAGGCAGGCAACAGUUCCUAAAGUUCAAACUGUGCAGGUGACCUCAGCUCCGACCAACUAUGUGUACACAGCUGGAGCUUCUACCCAGUCGGUGUCCACAUACAACCCUGCCACCACCUACCAGUCCACCACAAGUGCUACCACAUCAACAUACUCUGGUUAUGAUGCUGCUCUGUACUCAGCUGCUACCAGCUACUAUCAGCAGCAGCAGGCAGCCAAGGCCACUGGUAACUGGUCCACCCUGAAAAAGGCCGGCCCCACAACACUGGGAAAGAACGGAGUGGCAGGAAAACCCAAGGUUAAUAAACCACCUCAGCUUCACUACUGUGAUGUCUGCAAAAUCAGCUGUGCUGGCCCACAGACAUACAGGGAGCACCUGGAGGGUCAGAAACACAAGAAGAAGGAGGCUGCAGCCAAAGCAGGACUCGCUUCCUCUACAGCAAGGGGCGGGCAGAAUCAGCUUCGCUGUGAGCUGUGUGAUGUCACAUGCACAGGAGCGGAUGCCUAUGCUGCCCAUGUAAGAGGAGCAAAGCAUCAAAAGGUAUUGAAGCUGCAUACAAAACUUGGCAAGCCAAUCCCCUCAUCUGACCCUGUUGUGGUGGGACAGACAAAGUCUACAACCUCUUCCACAGCAGUCAAACCUGUAGCUGUCGCACCGAAGGUCCCAACUGCCACCAUAACUGCUGCCAGCACUGCUGCUGUCAAGAAAGUCCUUGCCACACCAAAAAUCACCUUUGUUGGUGGGAACCAGCUGAAGACAACUGGCAUCAAGAUGGAGGAGGUGAAAGCUGCUCCAGCCCCGGCUGCAACCCAGGCAGCUCCUAUGGAUUCUGAUGACGGGGAUGAUGGACCACUGAAUAUUCUUGGAGAAAAAGAUGUGGCCCCUGUUGGUCAUGAGUACAUAGAAGAGAUCAAGAAUGAGGCGACAGGGAAGAUUAUCAGCUUCAACUGUAAACUGUGUGAGUGCAAGUUCAAUGAUCCCAACGCCAAGGACAUGCACAUGAAGGGACGUAGACACAGACUGCAGUACAAGAAAAAGGUAGACCCCAGCCUGCAGGUUGAGAUCAAGCCAAGUAUCCGUGUACGGAAGAUUCAGGAGGAGAAGCUGCGGAGACAGGCACAGAAGGAAGAGUUCUGGCGCAGGAAGGAACAGGAACAGAGGAUGGAGGAGGAGUAUUACUGGGCUGAGCAGCGUCGGUUCCAGGAAAUGGAAAUGUAUGAGUGGCACCGCAUGGGCCGCCCUGGCAUGCCCCCACCGCGCUUCGGACCUCUUCCUCCUGGUAUCAGGAAGCCUGACUCCUCUGAUGACCGACAUGUGAUGGCAAAGCAUGCUGCCAUCUACCCUAAUGAAGAUGAGCUCCAGCAUGUGCAAAACAUUGUGUCUGCUUGUGAAAAGGGGCUUAAACUUGUCUCUGACCAAGUCGCUGAAAGUGAUGCGAAGGUGAGCAAGGUGGAGGUGAAGAAGGAGUCUGUGGCGGCGCCAAAGAAGGAGCCAGUGGCCCCCAAAAAAGAGGCUCCUAAGCCCAUCAAGCCCGUAGCAACAUCGUCGGACCCGAAAAAGGAUGAUGAUAUUAAGGAGGGUGCGACUGGUUGUUUUGGUCACCGAGAUACACCAGAUGACUCCGCCCCUCCUCGUGUGCUGAAGGGCGUAAUGAGGGUUGGGGUGCUGGCGAAGGGACUUCUGCUGCAUGGGGACCUCAACGUUCAUCUGGUUGUUCUCUGCUCAGAGAAACCCACACGCACUCUUCUUGAGAGGGUUGCUGAUGGCCUACCAAAACAGCUCACUACUGUGACGGAGGAGAAGUAUGAUGUGAAGCGUUGUGUGGAGGAGGCUGCCAUCAUCGUGACCAACAACAUGGAGCCCCAUGUGUCAUGCACCAUCACCCUCACAUCCCCCAUCAUGCGUGAGACGGCUGAAGCAGAGGCCAGCACAGUGAAAGAUCCACCAGAUGUUCUGGAUAGGCAGAAAUGCCUUGAUGCCCUGGCAGCCCUUCGACAUGCAAAAUGGUUCCAGGCUAGAGCCAAUGGUCUGCAGUCAUGUGUGAUUGUCAUCCGAAUCUUGAGGGAUCUAUGUCAGCGUGUACCAACCUGGACUCCGCUUAAUGAAUGGGCCAUGGAGUUGCUGGUUGAGAAGUGUGUGAGCUCCGCCCCGACCCCUCUCAGUCCUGGGGAUGCCCUCCGCAGAUUGUUUGAGUGUAUUGCUUCUGGAGUUUUACUGCCAGGAGGUCCUGGACUGCUUGACCCAUGCGAGAAGGACCCUGUGGAUGCUGCGUCCGGCCUCAGCAACCAGGAGCGUGAAGACAUCACAGCAUCAGCACAGCAUGCAUUGCGGCUGAUAGCAUACCGGCAGAUCCACAAAGUUCUGGGUAUGGACGCUCUCCCAGUUCCAAGGUUUGCCAGACGACCUUUUGCCAACCGCAAACGCCGCCGCACAGACAGCACACAAGCUGAUGGUGAAGGGGAAGGCACAGCUGCAGAAAAGAAGGAUAAGAAGGAGGAUGAAUCUAUGGACACAAAGUAAACAGCUGGGUGCCCUGGUGGGAAGGUGCUGCAGUGUCGCUAUCUAACAGUGUAGUCCUCCCUGGUGGGGGAUGGCUGCAACAUUGCCAUCAAACUACUAUAAACAAUGUUUCUUCUGUCGAGAAGAAGAAAAUAAUUAAACUUGAUUAUAGAAGUGGCUUUGGUUUGCAGGAACUACUAGACGUUAAAUUGUAUAUUGCUAUUUAGAUGGAGUUGUCCUUUGUGAACACAUUGUAUUACAAUAAUAUUCGUACAAUAUUAGCAAUGUAAAUGUGUUUUUUCAAUACUUAAUCACUGAAAUACAUAUUUUCUUGUUGCUGAUCAGUGUGUUUCAGUUGAAUUAUUAAUAUGUAUUGUUAUUUAAUGAUUUAUUGAAUGUGAAGUGAGGAAUAGUCUUCUUAGGGUUUUCUUGUUGCUUAUCAAGUGUGUAUAUAAUCCUGUUUGCCUGUUUGGUCAGAUUCAGUCAUUAGUGUUGUGUUUCUGUUUCUUCACAUAACUUCAUUCACCUUUGCAUACAUUUAGCCAUUUCAGCUGUACCCGUUACAGAGACCCUGCAUUGUCUGCAUGUUCAAGUAUUCUGGGUUGAGCUCUUUUCUGAAGAAAAUGUUGUGAAGCAAAUGUCUUGAAUGUCUCAUAUUUUUCUUAAAAAAGAUCCAGGAGUCUUCUCAUUUCUUCGUUUAAUAGAUGCCGACCAAUAUAUUGAAGGGUUCAACAUUAUUUGUUGUCAAAUGUUCUUAUAGCUAUGUGCAUGUGUUCGUACUUACAAUUUCUCAAUAUCUAUUUUUCAUUACAAAAAACCCAUGAGUCUUGUCAUGAUGUUCCAUUUGUAGUCAACUUUCUAUGUAAUAAAGUGUUAAAAAGA
Messenger RNA from Mya arenaria, 3834 nucleotides. RefSeq names its product zinc finger RNA-binding protein-like. Gene Ontology annotation, cellular component: precatalytic spliceosome. Lineage: Eukaryota; Metazoa; Mollusca; Bivalvia; Myida; Myidae. The record is from RefSeq and is a predicted model, not a curated record. The coding region runs from base 109 to 2973 and encodes 954 amino acids. The transcript has 22 exons. Gene Ontology annotation, molecular function: double-stranded RNA binding; single-stranded RNA binding; zinc ion binding.